GAUGACAGUGUGAAGCUGGUACGGAGGUCGUCAUAUUUGAUGGCGACAGGAAGAGACCAGGGUGCUCAGCCAGUCAACGCUAAUGAUGACCUAGAGACAGACAGCUCACAGACUCCACCCCAGAAAACCCACAUCAAGAAGCUGAAGGCAUUCUUUGGGGAGCGCACCCCUAAGAUCAUGGAGGCCACAGAGAAGAAGGGGGACCUGCCUAGCCCGCUCCACGAGGUGGUCAGAGAGGGCAUACUACAGGUCAAGACAGCCGUCACUGAUGGCAAGAAGUCCAGUGAUCGCUCCUGGAAGCCAAUGUGGGCUCAGCUCAGAGGACACGCCCUCUAUCUGCAGAAGGACAGGAAGGAGAAUGCUAGUCCCCUGGGUCUUGAGGAGCAGCCUAUCUCCAUUAAGUCCAGCCUGGUGGACAUAGCCUACGACUACACCAAGAAGAAGCAUGUGUUCCGGCUGACCACGUACAAUGGUUCAGAGUACCUGUUUCAGGUGGAAGACCACGAUACUAUGAUGGACUGGAUACAGAAAAUACAGGAACAUAACGACCCUGAUAAUGACCAGGGUGCUGGCAAUACUGAUCUAAUACUGCGGAAAUCUUCACAGAUUGAACAGCAGGCCGCCACCGUCAAGAGCUCACCACAGGUGGCGCCCAAGUCAGCCGGGAAGAAGUUAACGGUGAAGACAUCCAAGGCUCCACACUCCCCCAGUAUGAAACACAGGCGAGCAGAGGACUCUCCAAAGAACAAGGAGAACAAGAGCUGGCGCGGCAGGAUGGCCAAGGGACUGAAGAGAUUUGGCUCUGGCACCUCCACCAAUGUAGAGGCAGAGGCGGAGGAGGCCGUGGGAACGUUUGGAGUCCCGCUGGAGCUGUGUCCUGCAUCUUCUAAUAAUGAGUACCUGCCUAUGGUGAUAGAGAUCUGUACCAGUAUAGUAGAGGCCAGGGGCCUGGAGUUUGUAGGCAUUUACAGGGUGCCUGGCAACACUGCUGCCGUGGCAACACUACAAGAGGAGCUCAACAAGGGAUCACCUAACCCAGAUAAUGAGAAAUGGCUGGAUGUCAAUGUAGUGGGCAGUCUUCUGAAGUCCUUCUUCCGAAAACUUCCAGAAUCCUUAGUAACGGAUGAGCUAUACCAAGCCUUCAUAGAUGCCAACCGUCUUGAGAACCCAGAGAAGAGAAUGUUGAUCUUGAAGAAACUGCUGCAUGAUCUCCCUGAGCACCACUUUGAGACUUUCAACUACCUGGCUCAGCACCUGAAGAAAGUGGCAUCUUAUGGACAUGUUAAUAAGAUGGAUGCCAGGAAUCUAGCCAUAGUGUUUGGUCCAACUUUAGUGAGGACGACAGACGAGAGCAUGUACAGUCUGGUGACUGAUAUGUCUGACCAGUGUCGUAUUGUGGAAACUAUCAUACAACAUAACCAGUGGAUGUUUAGUGACUGGGAAGAGGACACGCACGUCCCGCUAGACGAGGAGCCAGUGGACGCCAACCCUGUGACCAGUAUGAACACGCUGCUGACCAAGAUAGCCAGGUCUGAGGAGACAGUUCUUCCACAGCCGGAGAGCAAACCUCCGUCGCGCCACCUUCCAUCCUUCAAUCUCCGACUACUAGAUGGACGUGAGAUCAGCGCCAAGGAUCUGGUGUCUAACAUCAUCCAAGCAGCCAAUAAACGGGUGAAAAGAAAGGACAAGAAAUCCAGCAGUGACAGCUCAGACAUCGGCAGUGAAUGUGGCUUCAAUGAAAGAAACAUUGAUGAAGCAGUUGUUGCCAGGCAACUGAAAAUGCAGGGGCAGCCCACAGAGAGGGUAGAGUCAGGAGGUCAGAAAGACAGUGUGUUCUCAACAAAAACGGAUUAUGUGGAUUCUAGGAGUAAGUCUGAGGAUCGAGGACUGGACCAGAAAACGUCUGAGGUGAACUUGCUGGGCAGGUGCUCUACAGAGGUCAGUCUGUCCUCAGUGGGCAGCAGGGGUCAGUCCUCUCUGGACAGCCACCAGCCCCCGCCCACUACUACCACUACUGUGACCAGUGUCUCCUCACAGGAACAACAGAGAAUAGACUCUGGCUCCACACGACAGGCGCAAAAAAUAGCUCCUGUGUCAUCGUACUCUGAUGACCUUGACCUACAAAGACAGCAAGUGACGGAGAAACAGGCAUUCCAGAGAACUUUUAACACCAUUUAUACUCACAAUAGACCCUCCAUCACGCGGCCUCGGUCUGAGGAGUCGCUAUUAGACUCCCGCCUGGAUCACGACGAGGUCGAGAUAACUCACGGGUAUAAGAAGCCCAGCGUUAGCCACGAGGAGAGAAAACGGCGGCUGGAGUUUGAGGCGAGAGCCAUGAGACAGAAAGAGGAGGAGAGACAGAGAGAGAAGGAAAAACGGGAGCUGGAGAGACAGCGGAUAGAGGUGGAGUUACAGAAGACACAGCGAGAGUUGGACGAGGAGAGCAAGGACAGUAGUUUGGAGGACUUGCUGAAACACGCUCAGCCGGGAGAUAUCACUAACAAGAUCUCAGACUACAGCAAUAAACUGGCAGAUCUCAGCAAUAAGGCGGACACCACCUCUAUCACGUCAGAUUAUUCUACAACAUCAUCUGCUACGUAUACAGCCUUUGAAAAUCAGCGCGCCCCGCCUCCACACCAAACAUCCGACUACUCUAGUAACACCUCGCCGACAAGUUUACACGCUGACGCCAAAUUAAGUCUUGUAGAUCCAGAGCAUUCCAGACCUUUACGAUCUAACAUGCCAACUGUCCAGUCUGACGGUCGUCCUGCCUUUGGAGGUUCGAAAGUGUACGCCGUGACAGUGAGCCGUUCUGCCCACCCGGGACACUUACGGCGCUCUCAUACCACCGACCUGGGCUCCGGCAUCGCGCGUAUCCAUCUGUCUCAGCACCCGGCUCAGCCACAGCACGCGUCCUCACGCACAAUAACAUUACGUCGAGCGUCGGUGGAGAAUGAACCUCGGCACAAACCGCCGCCUCACGACGGGUACACUCGGAAAAGGAGGAGUCGGGAACUGGAACCGUACCCUCACGAUCUGAACACAGUGGACCACUCAAGAGCCCAGCACAGACGUGGCUCUUUAGACUCCUUACGGGACUACUACGACCGCCAUGAUGUCAGGCAUUCUGUCUCCAGCGCGUCAGAGGACGGAAAUAGCUCGGCCCCCCUUGAAGACAGACUGAAGGCUCUCUUGGUGCCUGGGAGCAGUGACUAUACCAGGUUUCCAUCCAGUAUACACGAUAGUAAUAGAAUUAACGUGCAAGACAAUAUAAGAGACAAAAGUUCUGGUAGAUUAGAUAAUAAAAGACCAGAAAAGACUGAAACUAAAAUAGGCAUAGCGUCGCGUUUUGAGAGAAAUCCACCGCCUACAAGUGACAGGACAGAGAACACUGCAGUUAGUUCUGGAGGCGCGCCUGAGGGUAACAACACUCAAACAAUACCGCCCAGUCACCAGGUGAUGCCAAUGACAAAGUUUGAGAAGACGGGGUCCAAUCUCAGCCAACAGGCGGCCCAGGGUGGCCGCGACACUGUCCAGGGCAGGCUGCGCAAGGCGGGCUCUCUGGAUCACCUGGAGAUAGACGCUCACUCCGCGGAAAAGGUGAGCUCGCCGGAGAGGACGGAACAGUCGCCAAAAAGCGAGGUCUCGGAGGAAGGCCCGAAAGUGAAACGGCGGACAGGUGUGGAUAAAAAGUUACGUCGGCGGCACACAGUGGGAGGAGUCAAGGAUGUCGAUCACUUCAGGGCCAUUGUGACGUCACUGGGCCAAUCAGAACCCUCGAAACAGUCAGCAUGGGAACGUCUCCAACCACGUGACCGAGACACGGGCGAAGAGGACGACAGGAAUUUACAGACAUGGCUGGCACGUGAGCGACUUCGCACUAGUGCUACUGACUUGACUGCUGGGCUAGCCAAGGCGCUUGUUGAUAUCAACCUUAGUACGGGGGAGAGGGGAGGGGAACGACCUCUUCAAACGGACAUCGCUAGACGAGAACAAAAACGCUACAGACAGCAUCAUAAUACAGUGGCCACAGCGCCCGUGGAGUCUAAGAUAUAACAUGUUUUUAAAUGAAAAUACAGUGUAAGUUUUAAUACAAAUGUGCAUAAUGAACUUGAUAUGUAUAUGUAGUGCGUAGAUGUAGAAUUAGCAGGCUCAAUGGACGCGGUAGUGAACAGUGCAUUUAUUACAGUUUUGUAUAAUUUAAUAGAAAGUGAAAGACUCCCAGCAAACACAUUCUAUGAACUCGGCCAACUGUCGGUACAUUUGUUGGGAUGUCAACACAGCCAAAUUAUACCCAGCGCAAUCACACCUAACACAACCAGAUACAACCACACCUUACAGUAGGCCUACCGUGAUACAGUGAAUUUGUGUACAAAGUCAGUUGCUCUAGUAUGCCUUGCAAUAGCAGGAUGACAGUGGUCAUUUUAUAUUGAAGUUUUUCAUUUAUUUAUAUGUAGUCAGUUUACAGCUCUUCUUGCCAAAGCAGUUGAUUUCAUAUUUUUAAAAUACUAAUCUAGAUAUUUAUACGAGUCAAUGCCAGGAGUAGACCAGGCUGGCUGUUAUUGUGAAGAAAAUGAAUUAAUAUUGUUUUAGCAAUUCUAGUCCUAGCACAGUUUUAAUUUACAAUUAGUUAAUUCAAAGCAACUUGCCAAGUAGCUGUUCUGUUAAAGAAUAUCAGGACAAGGAAGGCUAUUAGGUUUGAUGAUGUUAUUUAAUGAAACAUAUUUUGUGAUGUAAAGUUUGUAAAGUAGCAAACGAUCAAGAAUUUGAUUUGAGGCAUCAAGUCGGCACUGUAGAAUUCUAUGGCCGGUAGUGGAUAAAAUGUCUUGAUAAUUUUGUUCCGUGUUCAACAGUGGUUUUUGAGCUGUGAUUCAUUACUUUUGUAAACUUAGUUUUAGAUUUGCAUAGAUAUUUUAUCGCCAUCCCGCCUUUACACAGACAUGUCGUCUGCCGCAGUGACGUCACAGCGGGGCAUAUCACGUGACGAUAAGAUGAACAUAGAACUCUUAAGUAUAGAAUAGAAAAUCUAGUCUGUGAAUACCAGUAGCAAUACCGCCACAAGUAAAUACUCUUGUACAGUUUUGUUUUUCAUAUAAAUCGUGUAAAAUAUUGAUAUGAUUUACAAUUGUAAUUUGAGCCUUUUUCAGUAUUUAUAAAAUUGAUACCAUCUCUAACGUGUAAUCGGUGGAAUAUGAAUAAUGUUGUACGCUGACAGGAAUGAAGAUAUUCCAUUAAACAGUAUAAUUCUA
Messenger RNA from Lingula anatina, 5249 nucleotides. Its product is annotated as rho GTPase-activating protein 21. Gene Ontology annotation, biological process: signal transduction. Lineage: Eukaryota; Metazoa; Brachiopoda; Lingulata; Lingulida; Lingulidae. The record is from RefSeq and is a predicted model, not a curated record. Gene Ontology annotation, molecular function: phospholipid binding; protein binding.